CAGCACUGCACUUUGGCUCCGCGUCAGUUUUCAUCCCAGUUUUGUGUUCGCGUUAGUGCAGAAUGGGAAAAAAAUUGAAAGAAAAUGGUGAAAACCGAAAGUUGCGUACUGUGUCACACCAGCAAAUCGAAAUGGUUUCUGGACAUCUUCUGCGAGGAGAGCCAGUCGAUGGACAUGGCCAGAAUAAUAUCGAAACAUCUGUGGUUCGAUUUGAAGCCUUCCGCCCAGUGUUAUGUUUGUGCGGAAUGUUGGAAAAAUGUUCACGAUUUCCAUCUGUUUUAUUGCAAGCUCGAAAAGAUCCACUUCGAAACCAAUGAACCGGAUUCGAAAACGGUGGAAAUCUGCGUUCAACCUGACUUUGAGUUUCACCCGAUCGAUGAAGUGAAGGAAGAACCUCCGGAUGACUAUGAACCUACUUUGGACAAAUCUGACAUUGCUGAAAAGUCGGUCGAGUCGCCAAAGGUCGUUGAGGUGGUCGUCGAGAAUGAUGAACCAUCAACAUCCGGUACGAUUCGACCGAAAAGAAGCGCUUCCACUCCGAUUACGACGAAGUACAAAGUGGAACUAUCCGAUUCGGAACCGGAAGGCUUUGAUGUCGAUGAUUUUGCGGCAAAUGAUGAUUUUGAAUGUGAUGACGACGACGACGUUGAUUACGUACAGAAGACUAAAGAAACAAAACCGAAAGACGUCAUUGCAGAAGCCCCUAAGACCGUAAAGCGGCGCGGAAGACCCCCCAAGAAUGCAUCGCUCAAGAAGGAAAUCGGAAUGGACGGAGAAGAAUUGGACAAAACCACAUCCGACAAAGGCGGGACACCCAAAGCUGAGAAAAAAGCCCGCAAAAAACGGGGCCGCAAGCGCCUCGCCAAGGAUUCCAGCGAUGACAGUUCGGAUGCGGACAGUGGAUCGGACAACGAAUUAUUAAUUGAGGACAGGCGAAAAUUGGGAGGGCGGCGCCCCCGAGAUGAACGGCUCUUUAGAUUCAUCGAAGAGUUUGUUUGUUACCUGUGUCCGGAUCGGGUUGAGUUCGAUCGAUUCCAUCAUGCCAACAUACACUACAAGGAACUGCACGGCGAGCCGGCCUAUUUGAAGUGCACCAAGUGUGACAAGAAGUGCUUCACUCCUGGCGGGUUUAUCAACCACAUGGAAACGCACGAUAAUCCAGAGAAGAACAAGUGUAAGAUUUGCGGCAAAGUGACAGAUCAGAUGAUCACUCUCAAGAAGCACAUGCGAGCUCACCAGGUGCAGAUGGAGCAGACAUUGCCGUUCUCGUGUGAAAUUUGUCCACGAAAGUUUGAAACCGAGAAAGCAAGAAACAAGCAUGAACGGCUUCACGGCCGCAAGAAGAUCGUGGUUCGGAGGGAAAGAGGCCGCGACGAAGAACUGCUUGCAUUCUACAAGAGAAUCUCAUGCGACAUUUGCGAAACGGAGAACAAUGAAAACCGAGAGUAUGAGAAUUUCUCGGAUCUGAAGAGCCACAUAGUGGCGGAUCACAACAAGACACCAUACCUGAAGUGUCCCAUUUGCUCCAAGAAGAACGUCUGUAGACAGCAGCUCAUUGUGCAUAUAGAUGUUCAUGAGAACCCGGAUCGAUACAGAUGCGACAUAUGCGGCGAAGUAAAUCAAUUCCUUGAGAGACAUAAGUUGAAAGUUCACAAUAAUCGUGAACCGGUAAGUACGGAGAAGAAUUAUGGUUGCGAACACUGCGGAAAGAUGUUCCGCUGUGAAACAAAUCUGAAGAAUCACAUUGAUCGCGUCCAUGGGUUGAAAGAUGUCACGUGUGAUAUUUGCCACAAACCAUUCAGUAAAAAGCAAAUCGGUGCUCACAAGCGAUCUGCCCAUACGGACGAGCAAUUCAUGUGCGAACAGUGUCCGAAAAUGUUCAAAACUCGAAGUGGGUUGGAAUCGCACAAAGGUGAACAUGACGCUGAUUUGCGCAAACCGGUCAAGUGCGAACUGUGCGGCAAAGAGAUGCGCCGUGGGGCCAGUUUGGCCAAGCAUAUGAAGGUGAUCCACACGGUGAGCGAUCCGGUCAAUUGUGAUAUGUGCGGCAAACAGUUCCGCACGAAAUUCCAUAUGAUGCGCCAUCGUGCCAAUACCUGCGCGGCCACCAUCGAUUCCAGACCAUUCAAGUGUGAGGUUUGCGGAAAGGGAUUCUCCAUGCGGCUCACCAUGAAUGAACAUAUGACAACCCACACGAGGACAAGCUUGUAUCAGUGUGCUUUCUGUUUCAAAACGUUCGGGUACAUAUCGAAUCUGUACAAACAUCGUAAGAAGGCACAUCCCGAGGAGUGGCAGGAAGUGCAAGCCAGGCCCGAUCAAGGUAUAGCCACUUUUAUUGAGAUGAGAAAUUGAUCUUAAAGUUAGUAUUGAAAUUAGGCUUGUGGAACAUUGUGGAAAUGUUUCGCUGUCUUGAUUAUUAUUCGUAGAUUUUUUUUUUCGCUACAUGCAAAGAAAAUUUUACACAUUAUUGAACACAAUUUACUCAAAAUCAACCACAUGUGGAUUUACUUAUAAUUUGUGCUUAACUAAUUCCAUUGUUGUUCGAUUAUCGGUAAAUUGAAGUCAAUCGCGUGUAACUUUUUCAAGCGUGUACUGACAGUGCAUGAUAAUUUUAAAAUUUUAGGAUGAUAGAAAUAAAUAUAAUAUUCUACCAACAUA
Messenger RNA from Aedes aegypti (yellow fever mosquito), 2658 nucleotides. Its product is annotated as zinc finger protein 93. Lineage: Eukaryota; Metazoa; Arthropoda; Insecta; Diptera; Culicidae. Gene Ontology annotation, molecular function: zinc ion binding. The transcript is spliced from 6 exons. The coding region runs from base 85 to 2352 and encodes 755 amino acids. The record is from RefSeq and is a predicted model, not a curated record. Gene Ontology annotation, cellular component: nucleus.